Molecule: messenger RNA, 1924 nt
Organism: Thlaspi arvense
Lineage: Eukaryota; Viridiplantae; Streptophyta; Magnoliopsida; Brassicales; Brassicaceae
Source: the annotation of a GenBank genome assembly
CUGCAAGAAGAACAUGUUCUUCAUUUCCUCCAACUACAGAUUCUUGAUGAUGUUUUUGUAUCUCCAAGUUUGUUUCUCAACUGACAGAAUCCUGACCAAUCAAUCUCUUUCAGGAGACCAGACGAUUGUUUCAAGUGGUGGUGUCUUCGAACUCGGUCUCUUCGAACAAGGUACUUCUAAUUUGUGCUACUUAGGCAUAAGGUACUGGCAAAUUAGUACACAGACUAUAGUGUGGGUGGCGAAUCGUGAAUUUCCUGCCCCAAGUAGAGAUACGGCCUACUUGCAGAUCUCAGAUGGAAACUUAGUGCUUCAAGAUGGUCGCAAGAAGAUAAUUUGGUCGACUAGGGUUAAUUCUACAAGCGGCGGAGAUGUUGAAGCGUUUGACCGUACUAGUAAAGGGAACUCACUCGUCACGGUUUGGAAUGGAACUAAAUCAUACUGGUCGAGUGGCGCAUGGGAUCACCAGCUUGGAAUAUUCGAGCAAGUUACAGAUCGUAACUUGAGCUUUGAGUUCGACGUGAAUGGUUCCAACUACGUAACGUAUUCAGUAAGUAACCAAAACCCUUUUCGUUUGGUUAUGGAUGUUUCGGGACAGUUAACAGCGUACAGUUGGGUUGAGAAGCAACAAGCGUGGGAUACGAAAUGGUCUGCACCGAAACAGAGAUGUAAGGCUUAUGGUUCGUGUGGGUCGUUUGGGAUCUGCAACGAGGAUUCGGACUCGGACUCGUCCUGCGAAUGCAUUCUUAACAUCUCCAGACGAUCAGGCUCGGUUGAUUCAUCUGGUGUCUGUGUAAGCAAAACAUAUCUAACCAAAUGUGGCAAAGGAGAUGACAAGUUUCUUCCUCUUAAGAACGUGAAGUUAGCUACUGAUCCGGAAGCAUGGGUUUCGACAAAAUUUCUUGUAAGCCAUUCAUGUGACUCAGCUUGCCUUGCUGAUUGUAGUUGCAGGGCCUAUGCAUACGAUGCAAACCGGUGUUUGAUGUGGAGAAGUGAUAUCUUCAAUCUGCAACAACUCCAUGCGAAUAACAGCGAGGGAAAGACGUUUUAUGUCAGACUUACUCCUGAUUACAUCUCACCAGCAGCUUUAAACAACGAUAAUUCAGGAGAUCUAGAGGAUAUCUCAGGAAGAGCAAAACAUCGUAAAGUCAGAACCAUUGUGUUAGCCGUUUUACUACCAUCAGUAGCAGCAGCUGCACUUUUCAUUAGUUUGUAUUGUUACUUUUCAUCCCCACAGAGAAGCAGAAGAGCACAAAGAGGCAAAAAACAGAGCAAUGAGGCGUGGGAAUCGUGGUGUGAGACAAAAGGCGUAAGCAUUAUAGAUGAAGCAUUGGAUGAUUCAUAUUCUUUGAAAGAAGUGAUGCGGUGCGUUCACAUCGCGCUUCUUUGCGUUCAAGAUCAUCCAACAGACAGGCCCACAAUUUCGCAAAUUGUUUAUAUGUUGAGCAACGAUCACGAUCUCCCGAUUCCAAAUCAGCCAACGUUCACAAACGUGUUGAAUUGCAAUCAACGGUUAGUGCCGUCUGACUAUGUGUACUCUAUUAACGAAGCAACUCAAUCAACAAUGGAAGGACGAUGAACAGUCAUGCACAAUUCUUGGUAACUUGGUAAGUGCUAGUAACGAGAAAAUGAAUCAAGGGACUGCAUUUAUCAACUGGAGAUAUAUAAAUUUGAUUAAAUGUCUAGAACUUCAUAUAUUUACAUAUUUUGGAUUAAAAGCAUAGACUGUUAAUUCCUACAUAUAAUAUCAAAAUGAUCGAUAUCCAGAUUCAUAGAAAUUUAAAAUGUUCAUACAACUGUUUUUAGCUCUGCAUUUGUGGUUUAUAAUGUUCAUACAAGUGUAGAUAUAACCAUUGAGAUUUGUGUUUAUGAAAUAUAUUGUGAAUGACAUCGUCUUCGUAAAACAAUAAAAGUAAGGUGAAUUGAU